Molecule: messenger RNA, 174 nt
Organism: Phytophthora nicotianae INRA-310
Lineage: Eukaryota; Oomycota; Peronosporomycetes; Peronosporales; Peronosporaceae
Exons: 1
Coding region: 1-174 (57 amino acids)
Source: RefSeq, a predicted model, not a curated record
AUGAGUGCGUUGCGCGGUGCAACUUGCACCUGCAUCCGAUCAGACCAUGAGUGCUUUUUGCUUGAAGUGGCAGCAGAUGCCCCGCUGGAUCCGUGCGAAGACCGCAUGUGCAUCGCGCGCAAAACUUUGGCCAAGGACCGAAUUGAGAACACCAGCGUUGAUCAUGUUGUGUAG